AAAAAAAUUAUUGAAACGAGUUCCAUAGAAAAUUUAACAAUUGUACGAAAGAUGAUUAAAAAUUUAAACUAUUGAAAUAUUGUGUAACGUCUUAUAACAUUUUCGUAAUAUAUAUUCUACAGUUUUCGUUAUUUCAUUAUCUCGUUAAUUGAAGAUUCAAAACGUUUGUCAUUCGUGAUGAUAAUGUUGUUUGGCACCUCAACUGCAAUUGGACAAGUGAUAACGAUAAUUACCAGCCAAGAUUAUUACACUUAGAUAUCUCGUAAUAGGAUUUUACCGAGAAUACGAGGGCAAAUUUGCUCAAGGAAGAAAAUGCACGAAGUUAGAUUACAUUCAUCCCCCAACACGAGAGCAGUUUUGCAAUCAUGGUUAGUUAACGAUUCGGAUUAACCAUCAACAUGAGUAUAGUAAUAAUUAAGAUUUCCACUUAAAUUGCGAAAAUAGACUCGCAAUAUUACAAUAUUCAGAAACAAAUCGAUCGUUCAAUUUUUUCCAAUUUGAAAAUUCACUCGAAAUCUCAAUUUAUAGUAUUUAUUUCUAAAAAUAUUAUUUCAUUAAAUUUCCAUUCAUCGUUCGACAACAAAUUUUUUCAUUGAACAAAUCUCGCUAAAUUUAUUAAUUUAAUUUCGAAGUUUUCGCACUGUUCCGCGCACGUGACUCGAACCGUGGCUGCCCAUACGAGCCAUCAGUAACCAACGUGCAUUUUAAAAAGUCGUACGAAACUUCGGAAAUUGGACAUUAUCCAAAAGGUGUGACGACUACAUCAUAGAGUUUUCCUCCAUGAAAGUUUCGAGGAGGUCAGGGCAAGGAUUUCGUAACUUGCCUCAGGGACCGUGUUGAAAACUUUUUGCUAUAGUUUUCUCUGUUCUCAAGAUUCUCGAAAAAGUCACCGUGCAUUUUUCUCUUCCCUGGUCAACUUCACCUUCUCGUCUUCUGAUCCUGUCUUUUUUUUUCAACGAUUUAUGCGCUUCGAUUCUUUUAGGUCGUGACACUUACCCCAUAUGUGUCUCUCAACUUCCCCUAUCUUCGUUUAUCUCUGAUUGUCUCGUGUAACACGAUGCACGUCGAAAAAUUGUAUCUUUUAAUCACAUUUAUAUAUAGUUUGUAUGAGAAUACUUAAUUUUAAUUUAAGCUUGCUGUCGUUUCAAUUUUCAACUUAUUUAAUAAAUUUACAAUUUGAAAUAAUUAACAGUACUUUUUUUCUUCACUCGUGUUGUCUAGUAAAUUAAUUCUAACAUCUAAAAUUGGAUUUGGUUCGACAUUAAAAAAAUUAUUCCAUUUUAAAGGAUGUAAUGCAAACACUUUUUAUAAAUAUGCGCGGGAAGAAACAACAGCAAACUAGAAAAAGAUUCUCAAGUAUUCAUUUUCCAAUCUCUCCAACAUCUCUCACCCCAAAAGGAAAUCACUUCCUUCGGAAAUUUAAACUCUUCGAUCUUCUAUUUACCUCCCCUUACGGAUGCAUAAUCAUCAUUUUUUUUUCGGCGUGCACCAAUCUCUGUCGUGAUCUAGUCUCUUCGUCUUGUCUGCUCCCCGUCAAAUCCUCGUCAUUGACGAGUGCCGCCUCAUCAAACGUAAAGCCCAUGAACGAUCCGUUGAGUCCAGGUACGAGCAACUGCUCAUGGACAUCCUGUAGAGAGGGUUGCACCAAGGAGCUGUACGAUUGCACGCAAAUACGCGUCAACUACAAGCUACCGACUAAUACGUCCGAGGAUAGCGAUGGACAGGGUGAGGGAGGCGGAGCGGUAGGAGGUGUCGAGGAUGACGAAGACAGCACGACGAUGGGAAAACCGCGUUAUGACCGCUCCCUAAGGGAGUACGAUUACGUCGAGGACCUUGACGAGGAUUUCGCCGAGGACGACGAAGCAGGACUGCCGAAACCCUUUCCUACAGGGCUCAUGGGCAACGACUCCGAGUGGUACUUCAUCGGGGCCAAGCUGUUCCCCAACGUAAAAGGCUGUGGAUACCCUCCAAUGCUGAAUUGCAGUAUUUUCUACCGGCAGUACGCCAUCAUAGGGCAGAACUUUAGCUGUUACUACUCGAAAGUGGACCCCGGGAUAGUCAUCAGCGACCUCGACAUGUGGCAGGUGUACAUGAAUCUGGUGUACGCGAUGGCGAUUCCGAUACCGUCUUUCAUAAUCUCGGUGAUAUAUCUCACCAUCGCCUACUUCAAGAUCUACAACGAAGACGAGGUGGUCCUCGUGGGCGGGGAGGAGGGCGAGGAGGGCGGGGAGGGCGAAGGGAGUAACGCGACACCCCUGCCACUGACGAGCGGCGCCCUUACGCCCGGCAGCGAGGCUUUCAGGGAAGACCUAGCGAGCUUUGGGCAUCAGCUGAAGGUCGCCAUGGCCGACGACAUCAGCAGGGAAAGCCUGGAUGGGAUACCAAACUCGUACUCCAUUCAGGGAAACUUGAGCAAGACGAUGACGACCAGUAUCUCGACUCCCCCUGGGCCGACGGCGGCAGUCUGAAGCGUCACUUUCAAGGUCUGAAUAACAUCUCCUGGAAACCGCAUUAAGCGGUGCCCCAAAGAACGGGAUCUCGAAAAGAAGAGAGAAAGAGAGAGAGAGAGAGAGAGAGAGAGAGAGAGAGACGAAAAGAAAAAUAAUUUUUCUUCAACAUAGCUUAUUCAAGUCAUCGACCGCGAAUAGAGCCAAUAUUCUCUCACCAAAAAAUGAAAGAACGAGAAUUAAAAGAAUAAUAGGAAAAAAAGAAGAAAAAGAAGAAGAAGAGGAAGAAGAAAUCGCAAACGUAGCUUCAGAUAUUUCCACGGAUACCACGGAGUGAACCAGUGGUGCACGAUGCUCAAAGAAUAAGAGUUUCGAAAGGAACGGGCGUCGAUUUGCGUCCAAUUAAAACAAAAUAAAAAAAAUAUAUAUAUAUUAUAAAAAAGAAUUUUAAAAAAGAAAGAAAAAUAGGAAUAAAAAAAAAAUUCAUCGGCGUUCUCUCCUCAAAAGCGUAUAAAAUUUACGGAUUUAACCAAUUUUGAUUCGUUGAUGAUUCAGGAUAAUGAUUCGUUCACGAAAAUAAUAAAGAGAAAGCGAGCGAGCGAGAGGGAGAGAGAGAGAGAGAGAGAGAGAGAAAGAAUGUUUUAAUAUUAUAAUAUAUGCCACAACGCUAUCGCAUAAUACUGUCCCACACCGUGUACGCGCUAAUUAAUUAUCCAAUAGAGAUAUAUAACGAUAUUUUGUGACAGACUUUUUUCUACUCGACAACCGCCCGUGGCCGCGAGAAACGGCGACCACCCCGGGCCCCGCUGAUCGAUUAAUCCGUCAGCACGGCCCGUGUUUUUAGUACGGUUCCCGAUCGUGGCCGGAAACCGAGGUCGAACGAUCGGCCGCUUGGCGAGGAUCCAGCGAGGAAACAUUACAUUUGGAUUCGUUGCCGAUACUCUUGCCGCGCCUCUUUUGGGUCUCGUCGUAUCGUAAAGGGCGCACUUUCCUGCAACCAUCAAAGAGAGAAAGAUGAAUUCCCUGAAUCCGAUCGAGGGAAAAAGAAACAACGUUUUCGAAACAGCAAUAUCCUCCUCUCCCUCCGAUUGUACGGAGAAUUGUACAAGAGAUUGUUGUAAAAUAAUCAUACACAUUCCUGAGAAAUAACCCUCUACGAACGAAGGAAACGAAUAAUAUUGUUUGAUUUUUCGUCGAGUUAAAUUUUGUGUUAUUAAUAGAAAGAAAUGUAUCUUUGAUCCUUUUGGAAGCACCCUCUACGGUGUCUCGAUACCCACGAUGUAACAGGCGAAUUUUCCUUCCGUGCGCGGUUUGUAUAAUUAUCCUCGUCGAAGAAGCCUGAAGUGGAAUACAAGAUGGAACGAGAGAGUCGUUUCCUAAGGGUUGAAACCGUUGAACCCGGUCGAUUCGAUCGCCAAGAGAAGCGAUAUAUGUAUGUAAUGGCCAUACACACGCGAUCCGCUCCUCCCGUGAUAGAAAUCGAGCGAAAGCAAUUCCUGCCCAUUUUUUCCGAUAAAGCACGUGCCCGGAAUCGAACACACACUUGGAUCCUUUUUGCACAAUUUCUGGCUGACUGGUUGGGUUAUUUAUUAUAGAAAAUAAAAAUAAAAAAAAAUAUAUACACACAUAUAUAUAUAUAUAUAUAUAUAUUAUUGAUCAAGAUUUGACGAGGGGUGAAGAGGAGGGCGAGGAGAACGCUGAAGAGGAGAGAAACCGAAAAAUUGCGCGAGAAAUUGGUGGACUAAACCCGAGUGGACUAAAAAAAAAGCUUAAAACGAGUAAAUUAAUGAAAAUUAAAGAGUACCCGUUAUCAAGUUAACAAGUAUUAUUAAGUUAAUCCGCUUGCUGUGUGUGAUCAUGACGCGCAUCCGAGAUACGCCACUCCACGUGCAUCGUAGAUGAAUCGAGAACCACACACACACACACACACACACACACACACAUACACUGUAUCGAUACACCUGUCUCUCUCUGUCACGUACACACAGACAUUAUUAAAAUACAUACAUACACAGGUUACGUGUACACGUCCGUCUCACUGUGGGAAUACACUUCGCUUCUUUUUCGAGAAUAUCCGACGUGAAAUUAUCCGCUUCGAGGGAAAGUGUGUUACUCACCCCACAUUUUCUUACAUCGAUAACCAGUAGAUAAUCUGCAUUUCUUUUGAGAAGCAUUAAUGGCGAAAAGAAAGCCGUUGAAAAUUUGAGCGAUCGAUAGGAGUUGAACAUGUCGAUUCGUACUAUUGAUUUGUCGGACUAUUAUCAGUUUGUACUACUGAACUUUACUCUUGCUGCUUCUUAGAGCGAUUGGAUUUUUUUGAUCGAUGAUUGGAUGAUUGUACAACCUGGAUAUAUAUAUUUUUUACGUUAUAAAAUGUUGAAUGUAUAUUUAAAAAGAGGAAAUUUAAAGAAAGGAUGAGAAUCCUAUCGAUUAAUAAUUUGUAUAAAAAUUCUUCGAUUAUUUUUGUAGAAUUUACAAUUCUUUUCUAUAUCUCUGUCCGGAUUGGAAAUUCUACAAAGGGAUUAUUGGUUAACUUCUUGAGAAAAUCGCUCAAGAAGGCUAUAUACGAUCGAAUCAAAAUAUUUUCCUUUAUAAGUUCCCACCAAAUCGAUGUUCAAAUCGAUGAAUGGAACAAUCUCAGCGAGGAAAUAAUAUCCUAUCGAAGCCCGAUAUCAAUAGUUCGACACAGAACACGAAUCACUCCUAUCCUGAGAUAUUGCUUAUUAUCACGAAUAUAUCUUUGUGCCAUGGAAAGAAUGCAAUUUCUUUUUUUUUUUUUUUUUUCUUUUAGGGGUGGAUCGGGUUACGUUUGUCACGAUAGGAAGGAACGAAAAGAGAUUUUGUUCCCGCUGGUUAUUAAAUUCCUGUUCUGUUAAAAUGAACAACAAAUAGCACAGGCAGACGCUGCACGCAACAUUUUUUUAAAAUAUAGAUUUUGCGGCUCGCGGCGAGCUCAAACGGGAAAUUCAUCCCUGUGAUUACGCAAAGGAAGCACAGGGUGUUACUUGCGCAGAUGGUGAAACAAGUAACAGUAGUUUUUUCGCGGCCUCGUUGCUGCGCGUGAAUCGAUACGAGUGGCGCAGGACAGGCGAACCUUCACCCCUGAAAUCGAUGGCAAAAAUUGAUGCUAAAAUAUAAUAUUUUCACACACCCCUUGAAUCUCGGCAUCUUCGAGUACUAAUUGUUGUAGUGAUUUUCGAUUAGUUCUAUUCGUUCCUUUGUGAAUUGUCUGUGAAUUUCUUAAUGUAAUAUCGUGGAAUAAUUUUUUUAAAGGAUUUUUCAAUAUUUAGAGGGUUAAUAAGUAUCAAUCAUUUUCAAGUAAUCGUGUAAACGAUUUGUUUUAUUGUUAGUCUAUACGUAUAUCUAGAAUAUUCUUAGACUUAUAAGUAAGAGUAUAAGCCUGUUGAAAGUGUUUUUUCAAUUAAUUUAUUCGGUUAAAUUAAUUUUCUCGCGAGAGAAAAUGUAACUUAUUCCGUGUUAUUUUUCAACUUAUCAUCUUAAUCAUAUCGCAUUAUUGUUAAGUAGAAUAUCGACCAAACAAUCGUAUUCCCUUAUUGAAAUUGAUUUUCCACGCCUUCGAAAUCACAAUCGCUGAUUUUUUAAAUCGGAUGAUUUCGAUCGAUAUUUAUAAUUGGACGAAAAAAAAAAAAAUAAAAAAGAAAAAGAAAGAAAGAAAGAAAUAGCGAAGCAUAUAGCGAAAAAUAUAUAUAUAUAUAAGAACAUUCUUUCUCGCCAAGGAGAAGACGAGAGACGAUUAUUAAUGGUGCUUGAUCCGAAAAAAUAUUUAAAAUAUCUGUAAUUAGGAAUAAAUAAUUUUCAACGUGUUCCGCAUAACCAUCGAAAUAUCUAUGAGAUGAUGAUCUCACGUGUGAUUCUCAUUCGACGCGACGUCAUUUUUGCAAAAUUUGUUCAACACGUGAAUACAUACAAAUACAUAUGUACAUGAACACAUAUUGUACAUGAAAAUUUGUUACACCCUAUCGAUUAACAUCUAUACACACACGUGUACACACAUACACAUACACAAACAUACGUAUCCACAGAAUAGACACGAAUAUAUACACUAAUAAUCUAUGGAAAGAAAUAAUAAUUGAAUUGUUUUUAUGGAUUAAGAACAAGUUGUCUGUGAUCUACAAUAAUUAAAAGAAUAUUUAAUAAGUAUUAACAUGGUAAAUGCAUAAUUGACAUGUCGAUAAUGUCGAACGAAUCGGUUUUAGGGAAUUAAUAAAUAAUAUUAGAGAAACAAAUUGAGAUGAUGAGGAGAGAAAGAGUGGAGGAAAUGGAAAAAAAAAGAAAAGAAAAGAAAAGAAAAGAAAUAAAUCGGAUAAUAUUUGGGGGGUUGAUCUCUCGCGUUAAUGGAUAGAGCAAUAUAUACGAAUGGAAGAGGAUGGGGAGAGAAAUCGAUAACGAAAAACGAUUAUCGCAUUAACGACGUCAUCACAAAGAAAUUCUAGAGAAGAGGUAUAUUAUAUAAAUACAUAUAUAUAUAUAUAAACAUUAAAUAAAGAGAAAACAUUAAAGAAAGAAAAAUAGAGAUUUAAAAAAAAAAAUGGAGCACGCCAUGUCUAAAUAAUAUAUAAUCGCUGCUGUUAAUCAGUAAUAAUUCGCGAUAUAUAAAGAGAAGAGGAAGGGGGAAACCAAUUUGUGCGUGCUGCGUUCGAAGUACCGAUUAAAAAAAAUACUAACACAAAAAAAUUAUAUAAAUAAAUAUAAUAAAAAAAAAUAAAUAAAUAAAUAAAUAUAUAUAUGGCACUUGACCGUCGCGGCUAAAAAAAGAAAAAAAAAAGUACAUAGGAUAGAUAGAUUUAUAGAAGCGCAAAAAGAAAAAAAAAAAACACCAAAAAUCGUUCCUUCCACCCGCUCCGGCCGUGUAUUUGAUUAUCGAUUUUAAAAUAUAUCGCAUCUCAUAUAAAAAAAAAAAGUCAAAGAAAAGCUCUGCGAACUUGUAAGCGCACCUCAGAAUGCAAUUAGCAUGCCGUUUUAACUAAAAAAAAAAAGAGAGAGAGAAAAAAAAGAGAGAGAGAGAGCGAGAAAAGAGAUACGGAGAGAUGUAUAAUCGAAUGGAAGCAAGUUGAAGGGAGAGAAGAAGAAAGGGGAGGAUAGGAGAUUUAAAAGAAUGAAUAAAAAAAAGAUUGAUAUAUAAAAAUGCCACAAUCACCGAGUAAUAAGUUGUUCAACGAGCGUUGCGAAAGAUGUUCGAGAUAAUUUUUGUACAGUUUUGGCACACAUGAGAACGUGCAACAUCGUCGUCUUUAUAUUUAUGUACAACAUUCAAUUAUUAUAAAUUUUCGAUAUUAUUACAAAAACUAUGAUCGAUUUCGUGUGAAAGUGUAUAUGGCUUUUUCUGCGGUUAACAAUAAAAUGUUGUCAAAGCUUUUUUCACGAGAUAUAUAUACAUACAUAUUUCACUCAAA
This is a messenger RNA of Apis mellifera (honey bee), 7861 nucleotides long. Its product is annotated as UPF0769 protein C21orf59 homolog. Gene Ontology annotation, biological process: regulation of cilium movement; regulation of sodium ion transport. The record is from RefSeq and is a predicted model, not a curated record. Gene Ontology annotation, molecular function: sodium channel regulator activity. The transcript is spliced from 4 exons. The coding region runs from base 1293 to 2468 and encodes 391 amino acids. Lineage: Eukaryota; Metazoa; Arthropoda; Insecta; Hymenoptera; Apidae.